AUGCCGUCCCUCGUCUUUCAGGGCAAGAUCCAUCGCCUGGAGCUCGAGAACUUCAAGUCCUACAAGGGGUUCCAGACCAUCGGUCCCUUCUAUGAUUUCACCGCCAUCAUCGGCCCGAACGGGGCCGGCAAGUCCAAUCUCAUGGACGCUAUCAGCUUUGUCCUCGGAGUGCGCUCCGUCCAGCUCCGCGGCGCACAGCUCAAGGACCUUAUUUAUGCGUUCGACGACAAGGAAAAGGAACAGAAGGGGAGGAAGGCUUUCGUGCGGCUCGUGUACUUGAUGGGUAAUGGUUCGGAGCUCCAGUUCACCCGGACCAUCACGAGUUCUGGGGGAAGUGAAUACAGGAUUGAUGGGAAGAUCGUGACAUGGGAUGAGUACAAUGCUAAACUGAAGUCACUUGGCAUCCUCGUCAAAGCACGGAAUUUCCUCGUCUUUCAGGUAAUUGUUAUUCUUCCCUCUUUCCACAGUUCGCCUUUCAAGAUCUAUUAUCCCUAUUCAAAGGUCCAAGCAGCGGUUUAGAAUUUCAAUUUUCGACUUUAAACGUUCUGUUUACUUGAGUCCUAUUGACGGUUCACUCUCAUAUUGAUGGAUCCUAGGGAGCGAGGAAAUUUUCUUGGGUGCUAUCCCUUUUCCUUUUUUUAAUAGUCGCAAACGAGAGCUCCCCUCGUGUCAAAAAAUAUAAAUGGGCCGUGGCCGUGAACAUUUGUUUGACCAGUCUACAUUAGUCUGAAAGUAAAUGUCAUGCAUGGUGGAAGAUUGAGAUGUUAUUUCUCAGUUUUUCUUUCAUGUAUGACGGAUUCUCUGCCGCGUGAACAUCUGAGCAUUACUUUUGUGCUAGUAACCGUGUCCUUGAAUAAGUAAUUUCUCCCAGCAUAUUGCAUCAAAAUGCAAGGUUACCAGCAUCAUUUUUUCUUCAAAGUCUGUGUCACAAUAUCUCAUCUUAUGAACCUCUCCACCAGGGUGAUGUUGAAUCAAUUGCGUCGAAGAAUCCCAAGGAACUUACGGCACUUAUUGAGCAGAUAUCUGGAUCUGACGAACUUAAGAGAGACUAUGAAGACCUCGAGGAGCAAAAGGCCAGGGCUGAAGAAAAGUCAGCACUGAUCUAUCAAAAAAAGAAGACAGUAGUCAUGGAGAGAAAGCAAAAGAAAGCUCAAAAGGAAGAGGCUGAAAAACAUCUGCGCUUGCAAGAGCAGCUGGUAUCCCUUGUUUAACUUGUUUCUUUCUUCCUUUUUGUAUUUCUGGUUCGUGGAGGUUUUUUGUGGGUUGCUCAUGGAUUUAACGUCCAAGCUGCAUAUCAUGUACCAUAAAUCUGAAAAUUUUUAGAGCUUCCACCUUUUGAAAGAAGACGUGAGGCGACUCCAAUUCCAUAUCACAUUUGGGCUCUUAUGCAUCAGGUUCAGAAUGAUGUCAUCACUUUCAUCUUUCUUCAGAUUGUUCAUUGAGUAUCGUUGGUGUUGAUAUAAGGUUGUUUUGAUGAGUACAAGAAGUUAAGCUGAUUCCUGCUACGAAUCUUAGAAUUCUAGAUAUUUGCUAACGGAAAAUUUGCUACCAAAUGACAAAUAGUCUUGACAUUCUUUUUUAAAUCCCAGUAAUCAAUGUAUCUAAUAUUAUGUUCAUCAGGAAUAACAUCCUGUAAAUUCCAAACUUAUGAAAACGUCGAUGAAAGCUCUCUGAAGAUAUCCCCUUUAAUUUCUGCCUCCUCCUAUUUUCUUAACCUUCUAGUGGUAUCAUUUUUCUUCCUCUUGAUCGAGCACUAUAAUUCAUGAUCUAAAGCAUUCAGUCGCUUCUUACCUCCUGCUUCUCUUUCAAGAUCCCGAGGGCCUCUUUGUUAUUCGGAUGAAUGAAACAGGAAUGAUGAUUAAUGUGCAAGGGCGAGAAUGGUGAGGAGGGUGGUUGUUGUUAUUGUUGGGAGGGUGUCAUAUUAAGAGAUUAUGUUGGAAUGAGGGUUAGAGGUUCCAUUGAGAGGGCAGAAGUGGAUUUGUUUUUCAUGUAGGCCUCAAGCUCAGUGUCUAUAGGGUUUUGUUGUGCUUCUCUUUUGGGUGAUAUACAUUGUCUGAGAGGGAAGACUAGAAGAGGGAGACCAAUUUGUGGUUGAUGUGGUGGCAGGUUGUGUGGAGAAAGAGGUAGAGAUAGAUGAGUAAGGACAGAGGCCAGGAGCGGGGCCAUAGAGAGAGCAACAAGAUGAAGGGGGAGCGACAGUGAGUGGAGAACAAGAACUGGGCUGCGGAUAGAGAGGUGAAUGAUUUUGCUGCAUUUAGAAAGAGGAAAUGGGCGAAAAGAAUGUUAAAUUCGACGGUGGAGGUGAGAAUGAUUGCAAAGAUGGUGAUGUUGGAGGCACUGAGGCGCUGCCUCUCUGCUUGUUCCUGCUUGUUCCUGCUUGUUCCUGAUAAUAAUAAUUCAUAUUAUUAUGUUUGGAAACAAGGCAGGAGGAUGCCUCUAAAGCCAACCUUUGCAUAUAACUGUCUCAAUUGGAGACACAUCUAUGAGGCGGAAUGGCCAGUAAAAUAGAAUGUGUCAAGAAGGGAGAAAAUACAAGAUAACUUUCAAAGGGAGCACUGAGAGGGAUGGUCUAUCAGCGCCAGCCAUAUAAAUCAAUUCAAGUUAAGACAGACAGUACUGGCUCUCAAGUGUCUUAGUCCUACUAGGAUGGCAUCCUCUGGAAUUGGACUUGCCCUCUUAGACAAACUGAAACAUUGCUAUAGACGGAGGAACGGGAAAAAAAAGUUGGUCUUGUACUAAAGUUUAAACCGUUCAAAUGGCCCUAAUGGGAUAUAAGGUAACAAUCAAGUUUAAAACACAUGUAUCCAAGGAGUCGAUGCAACAUUUCAUCUCUUAGAACCACGGGCCCUUUUAUCACGUUGGGAGGAUUCCUCCAUUCAGAAAGUAAUCAACAACCGCCCUGUGUCAUGUGGAUCAUAUAAUGCCAUGUUUAUGCCAUUCUUGCUUUAUUACUGUCUUUUCUAUGCUUCAGAAUAGAUUCUUUUUACGUUAUAUUUUCUGAAGCAGCAAGUUUUAACUAAAAUAUGCUCCCUUUUCAAGUGAAGUUAAUCAUAGGGAGUUUUUUGUGAAUGUUUGGUUAAAAGAGUGUUAAAUGAGUUUUUGAUGUCAUUUCCUCUAAAUUUAAAUUCUUCAUCUGCAGAAAAAUUUGAAAAAAGAGCACUUUUUGUGGCAACUUCUCACCAUUGAUCAUGAUAUGAGGAAGAUAAAUAGUGAACUUGACGUUGAUAAAGAAAAUCACGAGGUUAUUAUGAAGGAUCAAGAGGCAAGUGACAAUGCUGUCAAUGUGAAGAAGAAAGAGCAGGCUGGAUAUUUCAAAGAAAUGACACUAUGUGAAAAGAGGAUUGCGAAGAAAAAGAUUGAACUCGAUAAGAAGGUUUUUUCUCUUCCAUGGGUUAUAUCCUUAUAUGGAUCUCACUCAGUGUCCUUUUAUAUAUCUAAAAUGUCGACUAAUUUAGCUAUUGUUAUACCGUUAUUUAAUUUGCAUCUAUUUAUUCCUCGUUAAAUUGUUCCUUUUCUGUACUGUUGCCUUAAAUGAUAAUUUUUGUUAGCAGAUUCUUUUUAUAUAUAAAAAAGAGAACCGUGUAAGGUAGGGCAUGACGAUAGUAGGAUAAUGAAUUUGGAGUCAUCUCUAGAUGUCAAAAUAGUACAAUAAAUCUGAAUUCCUCCGAGGGAUCUAUCUUCUAAGGCGCCACGUUACAUUUGGAUACGAAAAGUAGACAGUAAGUUCCAAAUCCUGAUACGAGUUAAACCAUUACUGAAUCCUAAAAGUGAAAAGGGUGCAUAAUAACCUUGAAAUGGCAAGUUACAAGAUAUUUCCUCAUGUUUCAUCAAAUAAUUUGUAUUAGCUCUUUUGCUCAUCCCUGAAAUUCUGUGCCAUCAUGUCCUUCCUUCUCUAAAUAGAAUGAAUCACACAUCCUUGCCUCAAAUGAUAGAAGGAAAUUAUAGAAGAUGAUUGUAUAGCUGUUGUGUUUGUUUUUCUUUUUAAUAGUUUCUUUUAGAAAUAUGUUCUGUUUCAUAUGAUUGGAGUUAUCCAAAUCCUUUCUCUCCCCAAUAAAUCACGCAAUGAGUAUAUGGUGUAUGUUUGCCAAUUCAACUUUAUGUCCAAUUUGUUUUGCUUUUGUUGUAUUAAGAUGGAUUAUUUUUUUGUGUUUUGCCUUCAGCAACCAGAAGCUCUGAAAUUGAAGGAGGAAAUUUCUCGAAUUAAAUCUAAAAUUAAAAGCAGCAAGAAAGAGCUAGAAAGAAAGAAAGAAGAACAGAAGAGGCAUGUUAAGGAAAUUCAUAAACUACAAAAGGACUUACACGAUAUUACCGAUUCUAUGCGUGAGCUGAAUGAGAAAGGCCAGGAUGGCGCUGGUAAACUCCAGCUGGGUGGCAGUCAAUUGAAAGAAUAUCAUAGGAUGUAAGUUUUUCGGCCGUUGAGCCUUUUCUGAUCAUAAUAAAAUGGUUGUCUAGAUGUUCUGGGCCUUCAAUUUCCUUAAUGCGCCUUUUAAUUUUGACAAUGUUUUCAUGCUACCUUCUCCCAAUGAAUAAGAUCUUUAUACCCUUUAUAGAACAGAGAUUAUGUAUAAGAUAAUGUUGUUCUAAGAUAAACCUGCGAAUAUUUUUUAUUUCGACUGCAACUUUUGUCCUCUUGCUAGUCUGUGCAUAAUUGUUAUUGAAUUUUAUGUUUUAUGCCUAUUCUUGAUUCCUGGGAUAUAAAUAAGAUGGUAUGGAGGCCUAUCUCAUUUUUUAACCAAACUUUGCAUGUUCAAAGUGUUUCAGAUGGUUAAUUAUAUUAACAUACGCGUGCUGUGUUAAAAUUGACAUCUGCAGGUGUAUUUGUUGAGGUAAAUUAUAUUGGAAUCAACAUAGUGUGAAGAAGAAUCAUUACUCUUUUCGUAGUUUUCUGGCGGUAUCGUGUAUGAAGUCAUUUUUUUGGUUCGUCAGAAUAAUUGCAGUCUCCUGUUCAUACAGUUCCCAUGUGUGCUCAUUGCUGGGUUUAAAAGUUUACAUUCAACAACUCGGAUACUAAUCUUUCUUCUCGCCCAUAGAUCUGCAUUGAUGUUUUUUUGCAGUUCUACUUAGUGACUUAAAUAUAUCAAUUUUAUUUUUGUAGAAAGGAGGAUGCUGGUAUGAAGACCGCAAAAUUGAGAGAUGAGAAAGAAGUUCAUGACAGGCAAUUACAUGCUGAUAUUGAAGCGCAAAAGAAUUUGGAGGAGAACCUUCAGCAGUUGGUCAACCGUGAGCAAGAGCUGACAUUGCAAGAGGAUCAAAUACAAGCAAGAUUGCAAAAGCUCACUGAUGCAGUGGGUAAACACAAGGAAGAGUUGUCCCGGCUAAAGAAAGAAUUAAGUGAGAUCAAAGUUAAACAUCAGAAAUCUGGGUAAGAUACAUAAGGAUGACUCAUACACGUAGGGAUUUUUCCUGCUUUGAUUCGUCCUUUGAAACUGAAAAUGUGGCCCGUCCUAACCAGAAACCAUAUAGUUGUUUGCUCUGAGAUCUCUUACCUUAGUGAGGUCCCAGAUUCAGCACCCACAGGUGUCCAUAACAGGGGGGAGACUGGUGUAUGGGCAACUCAUUAGUACCUUGGAGUAUUGUUCUAUACUAGUGGGAAUCCGUUGUCUUUAGAAUCCUGACUAACCAGGUUUUUCUAUCUUUUGAAGGGCAAAAUAUCAAAACUUAAAGCAGAAAAUUGACGAAAUAGAGACAAAGCUACGUGAACUUAAAGCUGAUAAACAUGAAAGUGAACGAGAUGCCCGGUUGUCUGAAGCAGUUGAAAGUCUUAAACGCCUUUUUCCAGGAGUCCAUGGGCGCAUGACUGAACUUUGUAGGCCUUCUCAAAAGAAGUAUAAUCUUGCUGUUACUGUUGCUAUGGGCAAAUUCAUGGAUGCAGUGGUUGUCGAAGAUGAAAGUACGGGGAAAGACUGCAUUAAGGUAUAGUUCUUAGUAUUUCUGGUCUCUCUCUCUAUAUGUAUAUAUUAUGGAUUUUAUUCUGUUCCAUCUGUCAUAAAUCUCAUUAGGAUUUUUUCAUGCGCUCUGUUGGUAUAUUAGUUAGGUACUUAUUCAGUAGGACUUGUAGGAAUUGCAUGCUUGGUGAAUAGGAGCUAUAAUUAUGAUAAUUUUAGUCAAUUAUUUAUUCUGUCCCUUAUAUUUGAUAAAACUGAUCUUGGUACGAUUUUAUCACCGACUGACUUGAGAUCAGUGGAUCCUGGAAUAAUGAACUAGAACUGUGACAUUUUACUUGAUGCCAUGCUCGAUUUGUCCAAAAGUGACUAAUUGGUUUUUUAAUUUUUUUUCAUGAUACGAGUUCAUAAUGUUGUGAUCUGGUUUGGUUUUUCAAUUGGCAAAAUCGUGAAGCUUGGGGACGGUAUGAUUCAACUCAACUAUAUAGGGAUCAGGGCUAGGGAUCCUUGCUUGGUUAUAAAUUGGGUUGUCGAAGAUUAGAAUUGCCCUGUUCCCGUUAGGUCAUGCUAUAUUGCGUGAUUCACGGUAAUGCAAGGUGAGCUGGCAUUGUUCUUGUUUAAAAAUAGAGAGGAGGAGCCAUUCAAUCCAAAAAAAUUCAAACAGCACCUGAACCUUCAUGGAGCACCUCACUUCUUCAGUUAUUCCAAAGCAUCAAAGAGUCUAAAUUUGGAAAUCAACCCCUUCAAUGGGCUGAAGAAUAUCAUGAGAUGUAAUCUUGAAUACAUGUCCUUAAUGUAGAUUUUUCCUAUUACUGACGGCUAUUAGAUAUUUCUUACGAAAUUAUGUUUUCGCUUUCCUGUUUUGCAAUCCCUUUCUUGGGGCACAUAAUUUAGGCUUCUAAAGAUUGUCGGAGAGAAACUCUCCCAGCCUUGUAUGUUUUUGUAAAAGUCGCAUUCAGUUAUAAUAAUGAAUAAGACGUUCUUUUAUCAUGGUGUCAGAGCCACGGCAGUGACUUUAACUCUGGUAUUUCUGACCCUAAUCUUUUUCGUUACCCAUUGUCUCCUGGCCUUCAUUCCCACCUAUUUUCUCGAUUAAUUUCUGAUUCUUCUGUGAAAAGUCGUCUGAAAUUUCUGAGAAAACGUGUCCACCUUUGGAGUAGUCAUGGAUUUCCCAUCGGUGAGUUCAAGUGGACAGUUUCAAAGCUACAAUGUCGCUGGCCACUUGACUGGAAAAAACUAUUUGCAAUGCUUAAACAUUGUGAGAACACUCUUGGAGGGAAAAGGGAAUAUUAGCCACGUAGAUGGAAUUCGUAGAAGUGAGAACGAUCCUAGCUUCAAGGCAUGAUAUGAGGACUCGAUCAUGUCCUAGAUAUGGAAUUCAAUGCAACCAGAGAUGGGUAAACAUCUUAUGUCCCUCCUAAUUGUGCCGAACAUUUGGGUGACACUUCAAAAGACAAACUCCAUGAAACAAGAUGCUGUAAAAUACGAUGAAUUAACAAGUAAAGUAUCGUCUACAAUACAAGGUUCUCUUUCUAUUACCAAAUUCUACAACUAUUUGAAUGGCCUUUAGCCUCAAAUAGAUCAUUGUCAAGAUCUUAAGAUGGUGUGUUGAAGAUGCCAGUGCUCUACUAUAGCUUAUUGGGAGACAGAAUUUUUACCUUUUCUAACAGGACUAAAUAUGGAAUGAAAUGAAGUAAAACUUCGUGUUAGAAAAGGACCGGCUGCCAGCUCUUAGUGAAGUUUGUUCCAUCAUUUGGACAGAGAAAACAAGAGAAGCGUCGUGUUGAAGACAACCAUCUGAAAGUUCUAUAAUGAUGACCAAGAAGAGUCUAGAUGACGGGGAAAGUAAGAAAUGGUACCCAUAACCCAAAAAAAAGGGUUAUUACCUCGGAACAGUUUGAACAAGAUAAAUUGUGAUUGUAAGAAGCCUCGAGAUACAAGGGAUAAUUGCUUCAAACGUCAGGGGAAAGCUCAGAUGUUAGCUAAGAAUAGUGGAUUCAAAGGGUACCAAUUAAGCCUAGUCAAUCUUAUUAGCAAGGAUACUUCUCAAGAUGAGCAAUCUAGCAAUGGGGAAGAAUCAGCAAAAAAUUCAUUUGAAAGCUAAAAGGUUUAUAAACUCUCUCCACCAAGUCUUUUGAUUUGUAUUAAUUGGCUCAGAGUGGUGUUGUAUUUCCGACUUUUGAAAGCUUCCAAGUCUGUCCACUCCAAAUCAUGGGUCAUAGAUGCUGGUUCCACUGACCAUAUAACCCAGGAACGAAAUAAAUUUGGUCAGUACAUGUCUGACCCUUGAAUCAAAAAAAUUUGCAACUAAUUGAUCAGCUGUCUCAAUUUCUGGUCACAGCAACAUUAAAGCUACCCCUACGCUCUCAUUACAUACUAUUUUGCAAGGAACGGGUGAUACUGUCGUGAGUAAACGAAAAGUGACUUAAAUGAGCAGAAUCAAUUAUCUCUAUGUUCGUCUUAUUGCACAUUCGUCUCUCAAAUAGAUCCAAAAUUUGGUUUCAUCGUUUUAAGAUUUGGUCAUCCUUCUUUUCAAACUCUUCAAACUAUGUUUCCUUCGCUUUUUCAGGACAUUUCAAUUGAUUGUUUAUAUUAUGGUGUAUGCGAGUUUGCAAAACAUCAUUGUGCUUCUUUCUAUAGUUUUUUGUUGAUCGGCAUUUUCAUAUUCCAAUGAUAGGUGUUUGACAAUCUUUAUUUACUCGAAGAAAACUGCAUUCCAAUAAAUGUUGUUAUUUUUCUUACUUAUUUUUCAUGGUCCUGUGCCAUUUUAACUUUUGCGUUGUUAUAUGCCUUUUUCAUGUGAUUUCCCACGUUCUAUUUUUCUGUAAAAGUUCCAAAAUACCAUGUUAAAGCUGACAGGAAAACAAAUAAUUUCCUUAAGAAAGAUAUCUUUGACUUAGCACCGCCUGAAAAACAGAAAAAAUGAAGAGAUCUAGCGUUUAGAACAAACAGUUGAGAAUAAUGAAGAGGAAGAAUCCUUUAAGCUUGUAAAAGUUUUACCAUCUGAGGACCGUCCGACUUUUGUGAAUCACAGAGUUAGACUUAUGCUUCUUAACCAAUCACAGCUUGUGUUUAUCCAGUCUGACUUUGAGCUGCUUUUGUAAACAUGUUAGAAACUGUGAAAGCCAUUUGCUAUGAAUCUAGUGCUGACAAACUUCACGAUUCAUUUCUUCAUUGCCUCUUAAAGGUAAAGAAGGCUCCAUGUAACUAUUCGUCUGUUUUGCAUAUUUGUUUGUCAUGCCUUUAAUGUCGAUUUUCAUUUGGAGUGGGAAACGUAGCACCUGUAAAAAAUCUAUGAAGUUUUGUUUCAUUAUCAACAAUGUAGACAAUUGUAUGGUGCUCAAAAUAUAGAUUAUUGUUUAAUUAUGUGCAUUUCGACGUCUUGUGGCUAGUUUCAAUGAGUCUUUUAUGCUAGCAGUGCGUAACAGUCUUGUUUGUCUUCUUUCAGUACUUGAAGGAACAAAGGCUCCCUCCUCAGACAUUUAUUCCCUUACAAUCUAUUCGUGUUAAGCCAAUAUUUGAAAGGCUGCGCACUCUUGGGGGAACUGCUCAGCUUGUUUUUGAUGUGAUACAAUAUCCUUUUUAAAAUCGAACCCCUUUAAUGAGUGUUCAUGUGAAUGUCAUUUUGUUCAGUGCAUUCAGUGUGCAUAAUUUUCUGCAAUGAAAACAGAUAUUCCAUAGAUAUUUGUGGCCCUGUAAAGUAUUAUUCCAGCACUUCAGUUGUAUUGAUAGUGGGUUUUAGUAUGAAAUAUAAUCAAGAACAGGUAGCUAUGGUCAUCUUCCCCAAACUUGUUUCGCAGUUUUUCUUCCAUAGGAUAUGCUUGUAUGACUUUUCAAAGCCAUUUAUGCAUGCUUUCCCUAGGAUUAACAUGACAAAUUUCUGUGUGUUAACAAUCUCUUUGCAGCUUCAUGUGUCUUGUAGUUGGGUAGCCUGAAUGAACCCUUUCAUUUGCUUGUUUUGGUUACAUCAUCUAUGUCUAGUUCCAUGUAGGUUUCUUUUUACAGAAAAAGAAGGGUUUAUUACUCUAGACUUGUCUCUGAAUUUGCGAAAUACCAUCACAGACCAUCUCUGGGCACCAUUAAGACUGUUUAUGUAAACCUACCUAAUCAUACCCUAGUUGACUUAACUUUUGUACGUUUGAUCGAGCAUUGGAGAAGGCCAUCUUAUAUGCUGUUGGGAAUACCCUCGUCUGUGAUGGACUGGAAGAGGCUAAAGUUCUCAGCUGGAGUGGGGAGCGCCAUAAAGGCAGGCAACUCUUUGUCUAUGUUAUUCUCAUUUUACAUCCACUUUUUUCCUUGUCAGUGAUGAUUUGUGUAUCCAAAUGUGUUUAGUUGUCACUGUCGAUGGAAUCGUGCUAACUAAAGCUGGUACAAUGACUGGUGGAAUCAGUGGAGGAAUGGAAGCUAGGUCACAGAAGUGGGAUGAUAAGGCAAUAGAUGGUCUGUGCCAAUCAUUAUACCUUCAAUUGCUUGUUGGGACUCAUUUUAUUUUCUUCUAAUUUUACUUCUAGUGUAUUCCCAGAUCUUAAAAAAAGAAAAGAUCAGUAUGAAUCAGAAAUCGAAGGUCUAGGAACACUAAGAGAGCUGCAAAUGAAAGAGUCUGAUGCAUCUGAAAAGGUUUCUGGCCUUGAGCGGAAAAUUCACUAUGCAACUAUCGAAGAGGUGACAUUUUUUGUCUGUAAUGCUUGCCUUUCUCCACCUUAAAUAUGGAUCAUUGAAAUGAUUGGCAUCUUACCUUUGGCGCUCCUUGCUUUCUACCUUUGCCCAAGCCCUUCAUUACCCUUUCUCAGGUUGCUUUAUUAGCUUCUAAAAAUUGGCUCUCUUUAUGACCAUUACCAUGCAGAACAAAAUGCGAGAUAAACUCUCAAAAUUGAAGGAAGAAAAGCAAAAUAUGAAAGGCGAGAUUGGUCGUCAAACUCCUGAACUGGAGAAGGUAGUAACUUGAAAUCUUUCCAUGCUCCAUUUUCCUUAAAGCUUGAUGUUGACUGUUUUGAAAUUCUUUUAGAAGUAAUUGCGCCACAUUUGUCUUCGCAGUUGAAAAAAGUGGUCAUUAAAAGAAGAGAAGAGAUUCAAAGGCUUGAGAAGAGGAUUAAUGAGAUUGUAGAUACGAUAUACAAGGACUUUAGUGAAUCAGUUGGUGUUAAGAACAUCCGUGAGUAUGAGGAAAAUCAACUCAAGGCUGCACAAGAAUUAUCUGAGAGAAGGCUUAAACUUAGUAACCAAAUGUCAAAGUUGAAAUACCAGUAAGUGUUUAAUAUAAAACCUUUCUAAUUUUUAAUGUUGUAAUGAUACCGCUAGUUGAACCUGCUGCCUCUUUAUUAGCCUAGUUUGCAUUUUUAUACUCGUUCUACCAUUUGUUGAGUUUGUUUUAGCUUGUUGUUCUUUUUAUUUGAGAAAUUUUUGAUGUCGUUUACUCCAAUUUUUCUCGUAGGCUCGAAUAUGAGCAAAAGCGUGAUUUGAAGUCACCAAUUGCGAAGUUGGAAACCUCUAUUAAAUCUUUAGAUGAAGAAUUGGAAAGGAUUCAGAGAAAAGAUAUGGAGGCACAGUUGGCAGCGGAGGAAACAUCAACACAGAUGAAUAAAUUGAAGGAAGAAGCUGAUGGUAAGAUUAUGUGUAGUAGACCUUAAUUGUUAUAAUUCAGUUUUGUUUUUCUAUGACAUUGACACUUUCCAGGACAGCUUAGCUUCUGGUCAUUCUGACACGUGUUUCUUCUUGAUACCCAUGUGGUCCCUAGAUUUUGUUUAAAUGGUUAUUCUGGCAUCGUUUUAUAGUAUCUUGGUGACAUUCUAAACAAGGAAACAGUUUUUAGGGACUAAAUUUACCUUGAAAGUUGGGAGUAAAAAUUAGAUUGUUUUAGUAGAAUUGAUCAGGUGAUGAUUCUCUAAAAACGGAUUACACUCCAUCCAGGUGCCUAAUCAACAAAGUAAUGAAUAACUUUAACGACAUUUCUCAUUGGUCUGUCGUUGUCUAGGAAAUAUGAAGCACACCAUUUCCGAAAGAUCGGCAAGUUAUUAGAUGAAAUGUCACAUCAAUGUUGUGAAAAUGCCUAUGCAAGGCAAAGCAGCAUAACCCUCGACUGCAGAGGCAGACGGUGUAAAAGCCUGGAGGCUGCGAUAUCUACGGAUCAUCUUGUCCAACAUAAUCAGCCCAGACUGAUAUUAAUCUUGUUAUGACCUUGAUUGGAGCGAUUGUCUCCUUGGGACUUUCUAGUCAUAAAAUAGAUCGCCUGAUUCUCUUCUAACUCUGUGUAUACUUUUGGAUGCUGACUGAUCAUUUUUUUCCCUUCAAAUGAGAGAGUUACCUUAUGUUUGAUGCUAUUGUUUUUUUGUUCUAUUUUUUCUAUUUCUUAAACUUUUCAUCUGCAUUCGAGAAGUAUUAAUCGUAUUUUUUUUUUACGAAGAGAAAAAUGUGACAGAAGUUUGACAUACACGAGGUACAAACGUGAUAGAAUGUUGUACCUUGAGAAUAAACUUAUUAGCUUAUGUCUAUUUUGUCCAGUGUGGAAAUCCAAGGCUGAUGAAUGUGAAGAAGUGCUAGAGGAAUUAAGAAAGCAAAUUGCUAACGUUACAUCACGGAUAGGGAAACUGAAGCGCCUGAUAAAUUCAAAGGUUGGACAUCCACAACUGAAAUCCAUCACGGAUUUUUUUGGUAUUACCUGGUUCUACCAUGUCGUACAACCUCUGAGUUCGUGGAUAGUUCAUACAUUCUGCUCAAUCCUUUAUCACGACUCUUUUACUCUUAAUCCACAUGCUAUUUUACAGGAGUCUCAAAUAGAGCAGCUUAAGUCACGUAAGCAGGAGAUACUGGAGAAGUGUGAGCUAGAACACAUACAACUUCCAACUGUUGAUGACCCAAUGGAAACUGAUUCUGCUACCUUGACACCGACAUUUGACUAUACUCAGCUGAGCAGAACACACUCGCAAGCUGUGCGAACUUCUGACCGUGAAAAAGUUGAAGCAGAGUUCAAAAAUAAGAUGGAGUCACUCGUGGCUGAAAUUGAAAAGACAGCUCCCAACCUGAAGGCACUUGACCAAUAUGAAGCUCUUCAAGAAAGGGAGAGAGAAGUGGUUGAGGAAUUUGAAGCAGUGCGCAGAGAAGAGAAAGAAAUAGCUGAAAGAUAUAAUGCAGUCAAACAACGGAGGUAUGCUUCGAAUUUUUUUUGCUCUGUACCUUAAUUAAAACCUCUUUGAUAAAUUCUUUGACAGAAGAAUCAGAAGAUAUAAGGUAUAACAUAUUUGAUGUGGUUGUAUCAUUAGGUGCUACUGUGUGAAAUUUACAUUACUAGAAAGCUACAGAUAUUUCGCCUAAACAUUGUUAUGCAAUAUAUUCCCUCUUUGGUGUUAUUCCAAGGAUUUUUAAACUUGUUGCCUUGGACACUAAAUUGUCGAAUCAGUAAUUUUGUUUCCGUGCUUAACUUCUGUGUUACGAAGUAUUAUUUCACUGGAAUUUUGAAAUUAUAUUUUCCCACUUACUAUGAAGCUUUUUUAAAGCAUCUUAUACUUGAGAACCUUGUGAAACUUUUUUGAAGGUAUGAGCUUUUUAUGGAGGCAUUUGAUCAUAUUUCUAGAAACAUUGACAAGAUCUACAAGUUACUUACGAAAAGCCAGACACAUCCCCUUGGGGGAACGGCUUAUCUGAAUCUUGAAAAUGAGGAUGAUCCCUUCUUGCACGGCAUCAAAUACACUGCUAUGCCUCCUACUAAGCGUUUUCGAGAGAUGGAACAGUUAUCUGGUGGGGAGAAGACCAUUGCAGCCCUUGCGCUGCUCUUUUCUAUUCACAGGUACCAUUGUGGCUUCACCUUUCUUUUGCAGCGAAACUGGUAUUUUACUAGGGUGUCUGCCACUUUUUGUUGCACACUAUUUGGAUAUGCAUGUCGCAUAUGCUGUUAAGAUCUCUGCGUCAAUAUUCUAUUUGGAUUUGGAUAUUCAUCUGGUGACCGAAUUGCUGUACAGAGCCUGGUUUGUAACAUUCAUAAACCAUCGAGUGAGCCUGCCUGCUACUUAUUUGACAUUGAACUGGGAAAAUCCUGGGAUAAACGGUCAGGGAUGAUGCCUCGCUUAAAAAUCGAUCAUUGUCCCUGCCCGUGAAUUUUUCUUCAUGCUCCUUGUGCAGCUGGGCAUGGAGAUUGUUAGUUUCUUUUCAUGGCCCGGUGACAGAUAGUGGUCUUCUUAUUAUUAGUUUCAUUCCCUUUUUUGACUAAACUGACAACUCAGUCCCUCUUUUGACUUGGUAAUUUGCUCAAAACUGUGUGUUUCAGCUUCAAGCCAUCUCCCUUCUUCAUAUUGGACGAAGUUGAUGCCGCCCUAGACAAUCUAAAUGUCGCAAAAGUGGCCGCAUUCAUCAGGUCGAAAUCUUGCGGAAACAUGCAGGGUAGCCAGGAAUCGUCUGAUGGAGCUGAUGGUUUCCAGAGUAUUGUGAUUUCGCUCAAGGACAGCUUCUACGACAAGGCUGAGGCGUUGGUCGGUGUUUACAGGGACUCCGAGAGAAGGUGAAAUCAUUAUUUAUUUAUUUAUUUAUUUUGUAUUUUGUAUUUUGAUCCCCUCCCUUGCCCCAUAUGAGCAUUCAUAGGCAACAGUUGAAUGCUGAGAAUCCAACCCUUACUCCGAUCUGGUCUGCUUUGCAGCUGCUCGAGAACCUUGACGUUUGACCUGACCAAGUACAGGGAGUGA
Molecule: messenger RNA, 14551 nt
Organism: Spirodela intermedia
Lineage: Eukaryota; Viridiplantae; Streptophyta; Magnoliopsida; Alismatales; Araceae
Source: the annotation of a GenBank genome assembly